AUGGGUCAUAUCGAACGCAUGUGUCUCACGAAGAAGAGACAGACUGCUCGAACAGUUUCUUCCCGCUGCUCUGUGAAAACAAUUACGAGUGUCUUGGCUGUUGGACACGAACAGAAGGCUUUAACGUGUAUCAUCGACGGAAUACCGAUUCAAGUACAAGUGGACACUGGCUUCUAUUACACUAUCUUGGGUGAAGAUGUUUGGCUCAAGCUGGGAAAGCCUAAAUUGGAUCCAGCUCCUCAGAUACUCAAGGUCCUCACCGACCACAGGAUACCAUUAAAAGGCCAACGUUUGGUCAACGUAACUGUUGCCGGCGAAACACAAGGACUUCGGGCACUUUUCACCGGAUACGAGGACGUUUGUUUACUUGGCAGAGAAUGGAUCCGAAGACUAAGGCCUGACCUCAAUGCUAUGUUUGUUGGACAAAUUCAAACGCCCCCUCGAGAUUUGUCACACAUUCUUCACGACUACGAAGACCUCUUUGAGGAAGGGUUAGGCCGUUGCUCGAAGGUCAAAGUGCAGCUGCAGUUCCAGGCUGAAGCAAAGCCCAAAUUUUUCUUGACACCAAUUGAGGUUUCUCAUUGGGCUACACCGAUUGUGGUAGUACCAAAACCCAAGGGUGCAGUUCGUGUCUGCGGCGACUUCAGCGUCACUGUGAACCCUCAGCUUGACGUCGCGCAGUACCCCCUGCCUCGCCCUGAAGAAUUAUUUGCAAAGCUGAACGGAGGAAAGCACUUCUCGAAACUGGACCUGAUGCCUUUUGGGAUUUACUCAGCUCCUGCAAUCUUCAAGAGGACAAUGGAACAGGUUACCGCUGGUUUGGAUGGAGUAGCGUGUUAUCUUGAUGAUAUCAUUGUCACCGGAAACGCGGAUGCUGAACAUCUCGCUCAUCUAGAGGCGGUACUGCAAAGACUUCGAGAAUAUGGAUUCCGACUCAAGCAACAAAAGUGCGAAUUUUUUAAACCCGAAGUGGAAUACCUCGGUCAAAUGGUUUCGGCAAAGGGUUUCAAGCCAUCAUCCAAGAAAGUGUCAGCUCUCCUGGGAAUGCCAGACCCGCAGAACGUCGGAGAGCUUCGAGCCUUCCUUGGUCUCGUCCAGUAUUACGGCAGAUACGUCAAAGCACUCGCCGAUCUGUGUGCACCUCUGAACAGACUGCUACGGAAAGAUACUAUUUACCUCACUGCUGAUGCAUCAGCGAUUGGCGCCGGAGCGGUGAUCUAUCACAAGAUCAACGGCGAAGAUAAACCCAUUGCCCACGCUUCAAAGACUUUGACUCCUGACCAACAGAAGUACGCUGAGAAGGAGGCGUUGGCUAUAAUAUCUGGUGUCAAGAAGUUCCACCAAUAUCUCCGGGGGAGAAAGUUUGUAUUAUUCACCGACCAUAAGCCGUUAACAGCCAUUUUCGGAUCAAAGAAGGGAAUACCAGUCACAGCAGCAAACAGAAUGCAGCGUUGGGCUCUGACUCUUCUUGGUCACUCCUUCGAUAUUCUGUACAAGCCAACAGCUCAAUCUGGGAAUGCAGACUGUCUUUCCAGACUCCCAGUUGGACCAGAUCACGACUUCGAUGCGGCCAUAUCGGACGACACCUUCGUCGGGGAAAUUGGGUCUUCGGAGAUCUCUGCCGUCCUCUCUAUCGCUAUAGAGAAAGUUCCUCUGAAGGAGUCAGAAAUCGCCCAGGCCACUGCAACUGACCGUGUGCUUUCCCGAGUGUACAGAUACGUCAUGGAAGGCUGGCCUUCUCACGAAAGAGAUCCAGAGUUACAAGCAUUUCCCGCAAGAAAAUCGGAAAUAACAACGGAAAAGGGAUGCGUCGUAUGGGGUAUGCGUGUUGUCAUACCUUCCCAGCAGCGGGACGUUGUCUUGAGCCUCCUACAUGAUGGGCAUAUCGGCCAGACCAAAAUGAAGAUGUUGGCGCGACCAUAUGUAUGGUGGCCGGGAAUGGACAAGGAUAUUGAACUGGCUUGUCGCUCAUGUGGAGCGUGUGCCGCUUCAGCAGAUCACCAGGUGCCAGUCCCUCUGCAUCAGUGGGAAGUUCCAACGCAGCCGUGGUACCGGAUACACGCCGAUUUCGCGGACUUCGAAAGCUAUCUCGUGGUAGUCUACGCUUACAGCAAGUGGCCCGAGGUGAAGCUUAUAACGUCGACCAAAUCUGCUGCUACUAUGGAAGCACUGAGUGACAUCUUCGCUGCCCACGGACUUCCGGUUCAACUCGUCACCGACAGCGGUCCGCAGUUUACCUCAUCCGUUUUCACAGGAUUCUUGAAUCGCCUUGGCAUCAAGCAUAUCCUAACGCCGCCUUAUCACCCCAAAUCUAACGGGCAGGCAGAGAAUCUCGUCCGCUCGUUUAAGCAGUUUCUUCGUCGGCAGAAGGGAGGGAGGAACCAGGCAACGGGAGUUAACCAUUUCUUGCUGAAGUACAGGGUAACACCGCACGCCACAACGGAACAGCCGCCAUGCGAGCUGCUCAACAAAAGACACUUCCGCACAGAACUCGACCUCCUUCGCCCAAACCAUCCGAAUACUACAGCAAGGGAUCGGCAAAAGCGUAAUUACGAUUCUCACACCCGGAACAGACGCUUUGCUGAUCGUGACGAGGUUUGGGUUAAGGACAAGACACGAAGGAAUCACUGGCUUCGGGGUACUGUCAACCGCUCGUUAGGGGGCCCAACCUAUCUUGUUACCACCGAGGAUAAUAAGGAGCACAGGGUGCAUGCGGAUGAUCUCAAGAUUCGCCUGCCGGAUCUACUAGACUUCGGUAUCUCGCCCGACGGUGAGCUUCCUGGCCAUUCCGCCGUUGGUGGUGAUGCUGAUUCCGAAGACGACCCUCAGACCCGAAGGUACCCUGUCAGGGAUCGUCGUCCACCCCAGCGGUUCGGCUCAACUUAG
Molecule: messenger RNA, 2886 nt
Organism: Ornithodoros turicata
Lineage: Eukaryota; Metazoa; Arthropoda; Arachnida; Ixodida; Argasidae
Exons: 4
Coding region: 1-2886 (961 amino acids)
Biological process (GO): DNA integration
Molecular function (GO): nucleic acid binding
Source: RefSeq, a predicted model, not a curated record